Drosophila melanogaster (fruit fly) is the source of this 1574-nucleotide messenger RNA. It is a transcript of the gene Mst27D, whose product is annotated as male specific transcript 27D. Gene Ontology annotation, molecular function: microtubule binding. The transcript has 2 exons. Bases 79 to 1353 code for a protein of 424 amino acids. The record is from RefSeq and is marked reviewed. Lineage: Eukaryota; Metazoa; Arthropoda; Insecta; Diptera; Drosophilidae.
CCUCAGUCAACACAGAAUCGACCUGUACUCCUUACCCAAGUUAAUAUAACUGGAGUCAACAGACUUACAUAAAGUACCAUGGCACUUUCCGCAACGAAGGACACUAGUCCAUGGACCAACAUGGUGAAGAGGGUAACAGCGAGCAAAUACGAUGUAGUCUCGGUCAAGACGCUGCUGAUGUUUAUCAACAGCAAACUGGAUUGCGAAUUGCGAGGCUUUGAGGAUCUGAAAACAGGAGCAGUAUAUUGCCAACUGAUGCACAGACUCUUUCCCAAUUCGAUACAAAUUCAUAAGGUCAAGUUUUAUACGAACGACAUCAGCGACUUUCAGUUAAAUUUCCGGUUACUAAACAAUUGCUUUCAAAAACUAAGAGUAACCGUUUAUAUGCCAGUGCAUGAGUUAACUCUGGGACACAAUCAAGUGGUCUUCUGCAAUUGGAUAUACAAGUUCUAUGAAGCAAACGACAAGGGGAACGAAUACGAUGCCAGAAAGGUGAGAAAAGGCUCGCCAAUCGGUUUAGACAAUAGUUAUAAGGUAGCCUCCAUCUCAACUGGCAGCACCUGUUCAGUGCAUAAAUGCCAGUCGAUGGUCUUUAAUUAUGCAAAAAAGCCCGUCCGAUUCGAGAGGCAAAACAGCCUCGAUGCUCUAUCAUUCAGACCGGGCAUCUUUAAGAGUAUUCGUAGGGAGAAGCCAACCGAACAGGCGAAUCCAGAACCACAGCAGACAAAGAAUAUCAAAAAGUCCUCACAAUUCCUUGCCGAGAGCAAGCACGUUUCUCUGCCAUCGGAUAGCGAAGAUGAGUUGGAACUUAAAGCCCAAAAACGUUAUUUGCAAGAUCAGUUUGUGAAAAAGCUCAAUAGCAGUAAGAAUGAUGAGAAGACUGGCACAGACGCAACGUCAAAAAUCUCGGAAAUUCCAAGACCAAAUCCAGAAAACGAGCAACUAAACACUGUAUGCGAAAAGUAUGAGCAGGAAACGAGUGAUCUGCGAUCCAAUCUUAAUUUGAUCGACAAACUAGAAUUACAGCUACAAAACUUACAGAUUGAUAAGGAAAAGCUGACCAACAAGUUGUCACGCGUGGAGUCAAUAUUAAACAAACACGAUUUAAAUCCAGAAAAAGCUGUUCUAAAAUUAAGAAAAUUGCUAUUGAACCAAGCACAAACGGCAAGAGUGCAUCCGCGUAAAGCGGAUACACUUAUUGAUGAAGAUGAAUUAACCAAGAAAGAAGAAUUCAAGUCUUGCACGGAAUUUUCUCGUCAGGAAGACGUUAAGUUGACGCCAACUCAAAUAAAAAAUCAAAAAUCAAAUACUAGGUGUUCGCAAACUAAGGUCAGAAAGAGCCUAAAGGUUUGAUGCAAAUGUUGCGUCCAAUUUAGAAUCCACGGAAUAUACAAACUACGUGAAUGUAGGCAUCUAAAGAAGAAUUACUCCAUCGGAUACGAUUUUGAUUUUCAUACAUAACACCUUAUGAAAAAAAAAUGUCUGCAAAAUUUCGUUCCAAAUGAAUUUCAAGAAUUAUAUAUUUUCUAUUUUCAACUGGACUGAAGUGUUAAAUAAAAUUUAUAAUGUGAAGU